Molecule: messenger RNA, 2334 nt
Organism: Lampris incognitus (smalleye Pacific opah)
Lineage: Eukaryota; Metazoa; Chordata; Actinopteri; Lampriformes; Lampridae
Gene: arf6b
Product: ADP-ribosylation factor 6b
Exons: 2
Coding region: 739-1266 (175 amino acids)
Biological process (GO): intracellular protein transport; vesicle-mediated transport
Cellular component (GO): cytoplasm
Molecular function (GO): GTP binding; GTPase activity
Source: RefSeq, a predicted model, not a curated record
AGCAGCUCUGCGACUCACUCGGUUGAGAGGAGAAAGACGAGGAGCUGGGGUGGACAUAUCGUGUGAGGAGGGGGGAAUAGGAGGGGGACAAGAAGUGGAAUAUCUUGGAUGAAUAAACAUAUUGCUGAGUCACUGAGGAUUUUUUCCGGAGAGCCAUCCUCAGCUCGAUUAAGUUAAGCGCCGCUCGGUGGACUUGCUGCGGAAAAUUGCUCGUCUCCUCUGGUGGUGCUGAAAAGAACAAGGGCGCUCCCGGCUCGGAGGACGGCCAGUCACAAACCACCAAGAGGAAUUCUCAAGUACCGCAGGCUUUUUUCUGGGCCUAAUGUGGUCUCUCGCCAGACGAGCCGCUUCCCUCUAAAAAUCGGCUUCGUCGCAGCCUCCCCACUUAUAUGCAUUUACUUUUGAGUAACACAAUGGACGGUUCUGUAACAGCCGCUGCAAAGUUGAUAGAGUAAUUGUGCCAUGCUCUGUAGAGGCCCGACAGACGUUAUGGUAGCAUUGUGAACUUGAAUGCCUCUGCACCUUGAACGUUCCUUUAGCGCAAAAAAAACAAGAGUAUUAAGCCCCGCACUACAUUUGUUGUUUCACGUUGUCAUUUUGACACUUUACAUAUACUUGUCAUGUCCUCACAAGCAAGUUCAUAAGCAAGAUUAAACGAUAAAGUCCAGGUAAAGGGAUAAUAGUGGGAUCUGACUUUUUUUUUUCUCGUCCGGAAAAUAUUUAUGCACAAAGUUCAAAAUGGGGAAGGUGCUCUCGAAGAUAUUUGGCAACAAGGAGAUGAGAAUAUUGAUGCUUGGACUUGAUGCAGCUGGCAAGACAACAAUCCUUUAUAAACUGAAACUUGGACAGUCAGUCACCACAAUUCCUACAGUUGGCUUCAAUGUCGAGACUGUCACCUACAAAAAUGUCAAGUUCAAUGUCUGGGAUGUGGGAGGCCAAGAUAAGAUACGUCCUCUGUGGCGACACUACUAUACAGGCACUCAAGGGUUAAUUUUUGUAGUGGAUUGCGCGGACAGAGAUCGCAUCGAUGAAGCCAGGCAGGAACUUCACCGCAUCAUUAAUGACCGGGAAAUGAGGGAUGCCAUAAUCUUGAUUUUCGCCAAUAAACAAGAUCUUCCGGAUGCUAUGAAGCCACAUGAAAUCCAAGAGAAGCUUGGGUUGACCCGCAUAAGAGAUAGAAAUUGGUAUGUUCAGCCCUCCUGUGCGACCACAGGUGAUGGACUAUAUGAGGGGUUGACAUGGCUUACGUCCAAUUACAAAUCUUAAUGUUUGAGUGAUGACUGUUUUAGGUCAAAACUAUAAUAAAUUUGCAAGUAACAAGUCACUUCUCAAAUGAAUAUGGUAAAGAAAAUGUUGAUUAUCUUCCAUUUAUUUUUAAUACUAUGUUUACCCCAUAACUAAUUUAUCUUUAACUGGGUUUGCUGGCUUAACGUUUGCUUGUACUCUGUAGCAGGCCUAUAUCAUAUUCAUACUUUGGGGGGCUUGCUUGAUGAAUAUCAGAUUACUUGGUCCUAAUGUUAAAGCUUCAGAAAUCACCGCCUUUGCCUAUUCUUUCUCCUGUUUUAUACCUUUCUUUUUUUUUUCUUAUGAAGCUUGAGUUUUUCUUUUCAUUUUGGACUAAAGCUUGUUCCAAGGUUCUUCGAUGGUCUGGGUUGCUGUUGAACAUGUUCUGGUUCGGUUUUCUUUUUCAAAGGUGAAAUCGUUCAUGUUAAGUAGCCUAUUUUGACUGUCACUUUUAUUUUAAUACUGUACUGUGAUUCAAAAUAUUUCCUUUCAAUGGUAUUGACGGUUGCAAGGAAAGCAUCUACCAUUGCUAACAUUUAAUUGUCGACAUUCUGGACAUUAGUGGAAAAAAUGACUUCAGACAUGUUUUGUUACCCACCCCAUGGAUCCCAUUAUGUGGUCUAUAUAAUCAAUCAAUUGACCUUUUGUGUCAUGUCUUGAUAACUAAUUGUGCUAAAUACUCACUAGGCCACCAGUAACUCUUUAACAUGCUUGUCAGGAUGCAUUUUGAGUUAUGGGUAACAUUUUAUAGUCAUGUAGUCAUUUGACUCUGUCUUUCCAAAGGAAUGUCAUUCAACUCUGAGCUCUCUCAGUCAGCUGCCACGAUUGAGUCAUCCCAGAAUUGGGACACUAUAUGAUAGCCUAUAUCUGUAGCAUGAGUACUGAAGUACAGUAACCCUACAUCAGAGUCUUAUCUGUCAUGCAGUCAGAGGGAACCACUCAACAGUGAGAUGUUAAAGACACCUUGUGGUGCAGCUCUUACUCCAAUUUUGACUGGGGAAACCAUGUACAGAACAAUGUCAUUGUAAUGUCUUAUUAAAAAAAAGUGAU